UCAGAUUUGGAAAUCCUCCCGUUUCCCAAGCAGGCGGAGUCGUCGCUGGAGCUCAGAAGGAGAAGCUUCGCCGCUCAAGUAGCAGAACUAGCAACUUACAAACUAAAACAUUACAAAGAUGUUCAUCGAAAAUCGUUGGCGGAGUCCAUGUGCCCGUUGCGUCGGAUUUCUUGCAGAUUUUCCAAAUAUCGGUCCAUCACCGGAAUAUGCAACAAUGUGUUCCGUCCUCACAGUGGAGCUGCCAUGAGUGCUUUACAACGAAUCAUGCCUGCAGACUAUGACGAUGAGGAUGGUGAAUCUGAGAAGAUUCGUAUUUCAUCACUCAGAACUUCCGUUGAUGGUGAUCGUUUACCCGAUCCAUGUUUCGUGGCGCAGUCCCUAUCCAGAUGGCGAUCUGAACACCACCGCCCUUCGAUGUCCGUCUCGGCAUUUUUCGUGCAUUGGUCACAAUUCCUCUACGACGACAUGGCAUCCAUUGCACCGUUUAAGCUUGCUGAUGGCAACGUUCCAACAUGUUGCCCAAUAUCCCGCCAUCCAGAAUGCGCUCCUCUCCAGAAAGAUAACGGGUGA
Ostertagia ostertagi is the source of this 570-nucleotide messenger RNA. The record is from the annotation of a GenBank genome assembly. Lineage: Eukaryota; Metazoa; Nematoda; Chromadorea; Rhabditida; Trichostrongylidae.